GGAAGAUCCCAUGCUGUGCUCGCGAGAUAUUGGCACAGACGUGGGAUUUCGGGAUCAGCGGUUGUACCUGUGGGGGUGACAUAAUAGGAAUUCCUUAAUAUGAGUGAUGAUAAACCUUUCCUAUGUACUGCUCCUGGGUGUGGUCAGCGAUUUACAAAUGAAGACCACUUGGCCGUCCACAAACACAAACAUGAGAUGACACUGAAGUUUGGUCCAGCAAGGAACGACAGUGUCAUUGUUGCUGACCAAACCCCUACACCGACGCGUUUUUUGAAGAACUGCGAGGAGGUCGGACUCUUCAACGAGCUCGCAAGUCCAUUUGACCACGACUUCAAAAAAGCUACUGAAGAUGACAUUAAAAAGUUGCCAUUGGAUUUGUCGCCGCUUGCAACACCCAUCAUACGGAACAAAAUUGAGGAGCACUCGGCUAUGGAGGCACAUCGAGACAGCCCACUGCCUCAUCCUGAAUCCACUACAAAUGAUGACAAGGACUUAUCUUUGCAGCCAAGCUCACUGCCAACAUCCACAAUAGUCCGCCCUGCAUCCCUCCAAGUUCCCAAUGUACUCCUAGCAACCUCAGAGGCUAGUGUUGUAAUACAGCAAGCUCUCCCAUCGCCAACAUCUAGCUCUGUUAUUACCCAAGUCCCAUCCACUAAUAGGCCUAUAGUCCCAGUGUCUGGCACUUUCCCCGUGCUCUUACAGCUCCCUAACGGCCAGACCAUGCCAGUUGCUAUUCCUGCAUCUAUUACAAGCUCAAGUGUACAUAUUCCAACUACGAUUCCUCUUGUCAGACCUGUCACCGUAGUGCCUAACGUCCCCGGGAUCCCAGGACCUCCCUCGCCACAGCCUGUCCAAUCAGAAGCCAAGCUGAAGCUCAAAGCAACGUUAAGCCAGCAGCUUCCUCAGGUAACCAAUGGAGAUGCUGGUGAUGUCCAGAGCAGCGCCGUAACCCACACUGCUGCUCCCACUUCUCCUCCAGCCCCGACCCUGCCCUUGACCCCUACCGCCGCCCCAACCCCGGCUCCAGCUCCACCUUCUCACCUGGCUGCACCUGAGGAGCCUUGUCCCCAGUCCCUUCAGCAGCCCGCCACCUCCACCACAGAGACACCUGCCUCCCCAGUGCCCCCUGCCCAACACACCCCAAGCACAGGCGGUCGGCGGCGCAGAGCCACAAGCGAAGACCCCGACGAGAAGCGACGCAAAUUUUUGGAACGCAACCGGGCUGCAGCUUCCCGCUGCAGGCAGAAGAGGAAGGUGUGGGUCCAGUCACUGGAGAAGAAGGCUGAGGACCUCAGCUCCAUGAACGGCCAACUACAGAAUGAAGUCACCCUGCUGAGAAACGAAGUGGCUCAGCUGAAGCAGCUUCUUCUGGCUCAUAAAGAUUGCCCUGUAACCGCCAUGCAGAAGAAAUCUGGCUAUCACAUCACUGAAAAAGAGGAGGGCUGCGAGGAGAUGUCGGUCCCCAGCAGCCCCCAGAGUGAGGCCAUCCAGCACAGCUCCAUCAGCACCUCCAACGGGGUGAGCUCCUCCUCCAUGACCCCAGCCGUCUCCGCCCCGGCCAGCUCCAUCGCCACAGCAACCCAGAGCACAGAGGAGAGCCAGCCACAGAGGGGCGCCACCCAGUCCCAGCCCUCGGGUAGCUGAUCAGUCUCACCGUGCCUCGGCGUCUGGCUGGAACGCUGUUGCCUCUACAAGCUCUCUGAAAAGAGAGGGAAGGAAUUGUCUCUCGGCUUCAGUUUGGACUCUACUGUUUUGUUUUGUUUUUUUCUUUUGUUUGGUUGGUUGGUUUAUUUUAUGUUUGGUCCAUUUUGUGUCCAUGAAAGGCAAUGUUCUCUUGAAAAUGCAAUGUUUCCUCUGGAAUCGAUGAAGACAAAAGUAAAGGCACUUUAAGUGUUUCGGUGAAGAUGUAAACACGUGGUUCUUAAAAAAAAAAAGUUUUUUCUUUGUCUUUGUCUGACUUAUUUAUUAAUCUUAUAUAUUUUUUUAUUUGCCUUAUAUGAACAGCAUAAAAGUUAAUCAGUGAAUUGUUAAUGAGACCUUACCAAAGUGUGUUGUGGCUCAUUUUGAAAUUUGUUCGCUUGUUGUUUUUCCAUGACCUUUUACAAGCACUAUCUUUAUGAUGAAACUUCAUAAGGAGCAGUCACUUUUAUGAUUUGCUUUUUCCAUUUUGCACAUUUUUGAGAGAUGACGGGUUUACCUUUUUAGAGUUUGACUGUUCACAUGUUAAAGUACUGGCAGCUUUUAGAAGUAGAUUUGGAUACUGUCACAUUACACAGAUGUAAAUGGCUGAAUCUCAGAUUUUAUGGACAACUUUUUUUCUGUGAGUGAGUAGUUUGGCUACAUCGGCUGUAGUUGCAUUGUGCGGUUUGAAUGUUUGCGGUUACCUCUGCUUGUAAAAUAGUCUUAACGAGGUAGCUUGGGUAGAAUUAUAUGUUAUUUCAUUAACAUUCCAUCUGUAGUCUGAUUGUUCCUGAAGCAGUGAUUGUAGGAUUGCAGUACAUUUUCCAUUACUCAAUCAUCUUGAUGUUAACUUAACUCUGUGCCAUUAAUGUUUUGUAUAAAUGACUUACAUUUUCAAUGCAGAUUAGCUUUGGGUUGAUAGAUAUUCUCUCAAAUUAAGGGUCUCAUGUACAUAGGUGCUUGAUAGAGGAAAAUAACUUGCUUUUCUAUACUGUUUCUGCUUAUUAAGUCACCGUUUAUUGCUUUACUGUCUGACCCAGAACACUCAAAGACAUAUUGCUGUUUUCUCUUGAUUGCAAUUCUAGAUUACAUUUUUAGAAAACAUUGUAAAUAACAUCAUUAAUGAUACAUUGUACGUGAUCUUUCUAGGUGUUAUGUACAUUGUUUUUUAUAGAAGAGUCUGGAUUGUGUAGCUGAGCCCUACUGAUCAGAUUUAUUCAGUUAGCAAUUUAAGACUGACCUUAAGGAUCAUUCAAUCAUUAAGAUAGGCCUCUCCCAGACUCAGUGCAUUGUCAUGUAAAAUCUGCAAAAGCAUUCAAAUGUGAACUGGAAUCAUUUGCUGCUCUGCCAUUCAACAAGUAACCUAAUGAGGAUGUAUAUUAAAGUAACACUACUUCUGCUUGUAAGAAUUGUGAACAUUUGACCAUUGAAUAACUGUAGGAUGCAAAUCACACCAUGGAAUCAAUUUGCCUUUUCUCUUAGACUGUACUGGCUUACUACUGUGUAGUUUUAUGAGAUGCUAACAACAUUGUUUUCUUAAAAUAUUGGUUGUUUUUGUUAGUUGUUUUUUUUUUUAUUAUUAUUAUUCUGUCACUGUUAUGUGCUAUCUGCAUGAGAUAAUAAUUCUCUGCGAGAAUUUAACUGUUCAUCCAGUAAUGUCUCAGUCAGAUAAAUAUAAUUGAACAAGUUGUCUCAACUUGAGUUGUGGCUUUUAAGUUUCUGAAAGCUUUUUUUGUUUUACCUCAGCUUAACUGCUUAAAGGGGGUGUGAUACUGUGUUGGAAGUGAACUUGUAACUUGUGAAAGUUCUGUAUAAAAUAUGAUGAAUUGAUAAGAUGUUGUAAUAAACCUUUUAAUAUCUCUUUAAAUCCA
Messenger RNA from Myripristis murdjan (pinecone soldierfish), 3551 nucleotides. RefSeq names its product activating transcription factor 2 (gene atf2). The transcript is spliced from 12 exons. Gene Ontology annotation, molecular function: DNA binding; DNA-binding transcription factor activity. Lineage: Eukaryota; Metazoa; Chordata; Actinopteri; Holocentriformes; Holocentridae. The record is from RefSeq and is a predicted model, not a curated record. The coding region runs from base 100 to 1644 and encodes 514 amino acids. Gene Ontology annotation, biological process: regulation of DNA-templated transcription.